Molecule: messenger RNA, 9718 nt
Organism: Xyrichtys novacula (pearly razorfish)
Lineage: Eukaryota; Metazoa; Chordata; Actinopteri; Labriformes; Labridae
Source: the annotation of a GenBank genome assembly
UGAAGGCUACUGCUCAUCACGCCACUUCAGGGAAAGAUAAAACUGCAUUUUUAAAAGAAAAGUAAUGACUUAUACAAACGCAUGAAGUCUGUUUUCCACACGGUUACACCAGCAUAACCUUAGCUCUCCGCGACAAUCCAAAAGUUCAGCGAAGAUAGCGCACGGCGCACAGGGACAGAUCAUGCACUGUCAAGCCGAGCUGAGGCUCUCAUCCCCCGGCCAGCUGAAGGCUGCCAGGCGGCGCUACAAGACUUUUAUGAUUGACGAGAUCCUCUCGAAGGAGACCUGUGAUUACUUUGAGAAACUUUCUCUUUACUCCGUGUGUCCAUCGCUCGUUGUGCGACCAAAGCCUCUUCAUUCAUGUUCAGGUAAGAGAACUCUUGUUUUGUUUAAUUUCAUUCAUAUACAAAGUAAAAAAAAAAUAAUACAGAGGAAUAAAGCUGAAAAGACAUACUUGUUUCCUCAAGCAUUAAUUGUAAUUUUGUUUGUUAAAUUGUGUUUGAGUGAGGAAAAGAUGCAUGGUUGACAUUUUUACGCAUGAGAUAAAUUUGAUGGUGUUUUUAAAAUUUGUAUUCAAAUGAAAAAAAAUGCAUGAUCACAAAUUGUGGAUUUAAAAAGUAGGGGAAAAAAGUUAGUAUCUGACAUCGUGCAGGUAAGCGUUGUGCAGGUGUCUAAUUUUGAAAUGAAAUUCAAAAUAAGUUCUCAGAAUAAAUGUCACAUUUAAUUUUUAAUGUUAACAUUAUUUAUCCACCUGCAAACUGAGCAUUUAUAAACAUUUGCAUUUAAUGUUAAAGUUUUGGGCUGUUUUUAUUAUUUAUUUUCCCCAACCAGUAUAAAAAUCAUGGUUAAUCUAUACACUCUUCACCUGUCCACCCUGAGUUUAACAGCAUAAAUCACUGCUGUGCAUUUAGUGCUGAAAAUCACAGACAUGAGUUAGAGGGAGUAAAUGUCAGUGACGCUUCAGGGCUGUUUCUGGGAUCAAACUGAUGAAUGACUGAGCUGAGACGUUGGUAAACAUAAAAAAGAGCCUGUUUGGCAGGUAAUAAAAUUCAGAGUCUUACUCAGGAAGCCUGCGGUUUCCUACCUGCUUCCUCUGAAACUUGUUUAUUGCAAUUAACACAGUAAUUGUGCUUAUGAAGGCCUUCUGCGGUUAGUUCUGCUGCUGUUGGAAAUUUGCAGCUGGAGGAUUUUAUUAUGUAAGUUUGUCUGAUUUGACAAAAUGUAUGUAGAGUACGUUUGUGUGUAAAAAAAUAAUGUCAAAUCACCUCAUGGGUGAUCAUUUAGACUGUGCAAUGUCUAUUAUAUUUUAAUAUUAGGAGGUGCUUUCUUUUCUUUUACUGUCAAAGUUUCAAAACAAGCUGUACUAGAUAGAUAGAUAGAUAGAUAGAUAGAUAGAUAGAUGUUCUCUGUUCUUUUUUCUGACAUAUUACAGCUGGGAAUUUACCAAAAUAGUGAGACAGAGGAAAAAGUUCAGUCCUCAUAUGCUAAAAUGUAAAAACACAAAAAGACUAACUGUAAUUCUUGAUGAACCCAAACAGCUCACAGGCUACUGCAUCCUCUAGUAACCAUUAGGAUAAUUACUCCAAAGUCUGAAAUAAUAGCUCCUGCAAUCUGAUGAUGACAGCGGCCACUGGUUAAAAAUAGGUGCAGCGAUUCCCUCAUCCCUCUGAUAUAAAUUGGUAUAUGCUAGAGGGCACUAUGACUGGCACCCCUCUGUUCGGGUGGAUAGAGUAACCCACACUGCAUAUCCAAACACUUUGCCCACCACUUAUUUGUAGCGGCAGGGGUGUGAGACACAGUAUAUUCCCCAACAUCAAUGGCUUUUUGAGCUGGAUAUAGAAACUGGCAGCCUUACAGGUCCUGGGCCAAAGAGAGGCGGCUGGCCCCCUCGUGGCCCCUGAACAGUGGAAGUUGACUUCUUCAUUCUCCAAAGGAAAGGGUGCUAUAACCUGCUUCUGCCAGUGGAGGCCGCUGACAGACAGUAGUGCCACCAACAGCGCCUGAGGGAGUUAUAACCAAUUAAUUGCUGUGUUUUUAUUGUUUACCACUGGUAUGCAGCUCAAACAUGCCAACAUAAUCAUCCUCUUUUGUCCUAUCCUUCUUGAAAACAUCACUCCAGUUUUGUGACUCUGCAAAGAAAUACAUCUGAGGAGUAGAAGUGGCUAAUCAUGGUGUUAAUUCCCGGUCAUUUGCUGCAGGAUCAGAGGCAGUGAUACCUGAGCGAGGAGUGAUUGUAAUGGAAGGUUACAAUAUUUCAUUUAGAGUCCCAUCUUUCAGCAGGAUCCAGGGCAGGGCUUUUAGUGGUGUUUUCCAGAAGAGGUGAGAGAGAUUAAGAUCAACUGUGGUGUAAUCUCACCUGACAGAUGAUGAAAAAUACAAACAACAAAAAAAAAAUAAAGUAGGAGUGUGUACAGCCGGGGGGCCACUGCGCUCUGAUUUGGUCCUUGGGCGAGGGUUUAUCGAUGAAAUCCAAGUGAGCAAAAGAGUUUUCAUUCCAUCUUAAUUCCUAAUCCGCUCCAGACAAUAAAGUCUCCCAUUAAGUAUAAAGCAGGCCUGAGAAGGUCGAUUACUCCCAAGUCAACACACAUGGGCAAGUAUGCACAAACGCUUUCCUUCUUCAGUUGAGGAUAAUGCUUGACAACCUGUCAUCUCCUCGUCAUUCCCCGCACAGCCACUUCCAUCAAAUUUUUCUAUUUUGACUAAGGAUCAGUCAUAAACCAGUUCUUAAAUACUUAAUGCUACACUCAGAUUUCAGCUGUCACAGGAAGAGUUGGGAGGAUCAGGUUUCAGAUUAAACAGUUAACACUUUGUUUAAUGUAAUGCCUUUUGCACUUCGCCUCAAGUGUACAACGUCAGUUUGGGAAGUUUAUCCAUAUGCCUGGGAAAGAAAAGAGCUCAUGAUGAAUGAUGCUGUUGGCACCAUCUUAUUCCGACAAUUAGAAAGAAGUUGUUGCAAUCAGUCUAAUAAUCAAAUGAGUUUGGACAGAACAAGAAGCUGCACGGCCUGUUGCCCUUCCCAACCCUGACACGGUUUGAUUUGCCUGAAAAGGGCAAGCCCAACAGAAACACUGUUAAAUGGAGAAACUCUUAAGCUGUCAACAGACAGUUUAUAUCCAAAACAAGACAAAAGUGCACACUCACUUGUCAUUGUCAAGCAAUGAAUCAUCCAUCUGAGCACCCCAUUGACAAAAAAAGAAUCGAAAAAGAAGUGUAGAUGUGGCGAUAAGGAGUGAGCAUUCAAGGAAAAAGAAGCUGCAUGCAUUAAAUAGACAGUAUAAUAACUACAAAUCAAAUCAUUAUUGAUGCAAUUAAUGAUAAUAAUUUUAAAAAUAGUGCAUGUAAUGACGUCUGCAUGAUUAUUUUAGAUCAAAUGUCUCCUCUUGCUCUAUUCUUAGAGGGUUUUCCUUCUGUAAUGGUUACCAUAAGCACUUGUGCAAGUCCCCACAUUCCCACUGUGAUUAUCAAGAGUAUCAGUGUGCUUUUGCACGCGGCUGGGUUGCGCUCUCGCAGCUUCUCAAACAGUUUAUUUGUAGACUAUUGACAGGUCACUGGCACUUGUCAACAACAUGUCAUUGAGACAGCUUCACUGUCAGUGGAAAAUCUGCACGAGGGCUGACAUCUCUCUCUCUCUCUCUCUUCUUUGUCUUCCCUCCGAGGGACUGUCCGGAGACAACUUCAAGCUCUUUGUUGACAAGGGGCUUCCUGACUAUCAAGAAGACAAAACAAGAAUUUUUUGUUUUCCCCCAUUCAGCAUGACACCAGUGAUGCUUACUUUCCCUCCAGGACCAUUCCUCUAAAUCCAAAGUUGAGAAAUGUGCAUGCAAAAUUCUUUCAGUUACAACAUAAAACCAAAUAAUUCAUUAUUACAAGACAGAUUUUACAGAUCUGAUAAAGAAGGAGAGCUAAUGAAAUGAAAAGGUAUAAAUGGAGAGCUUGUAGCCAGAGAGAGGGAAAAAAAAGAGGGUCUUCUUGUCUAGACCUGUUGCAAUAGCAGCGAUCUCACGUUGGAGGAUUAGUGAUGACCUCAGUGCCUCAGCAUGAUGUCAUGAUGAGCCCAAGGCAGUGUCUGCUCUGUGUGUGUGUGUGGAUCAGUCUGUGUGUGCAGAGCACCAGUCCCUAUCUGUUCUUGUACUUGUGCUCUUGUACCUAAGCCCCUUAAACGCUUGACUUACAUCUAAUUGUGCGGUUUAUAGUGGAUUCGUGCACCUUUUAGAUCUGAAUUCGUGUCGCACCUCGCUGGAAAACUAGUAGAAAAGGUCAACGUUGUCCUGGAAUAUCGCUGCAAUUUAAUCCGACAACCUUAUAAGAGUUAAAGAAAAUUAAAAGUUCUAAAACUCAACAGUCAAGAGUAGAGUUUGUAUCUCCUGACAGCAUUUGUGUUUGCAGAGUGUCUGUUGAGGUUGAAGAUGACAUUAAGAGGGUAGAUCUACCACAGACAACCGGGACAUGUGCUGUGUCUGAUACUGUAUGACAGCUUCCUAUUUUCUCUGCUCUACUGCAGCCUUUUAUUCCCUUCUGUAUCUCCCACCUCUGCUCCUGGAAACCCCCCUGUGUCCUUUCUGCUGCUCUUUAUCAGCCUACCCUGCAUCAGCCAAGGUAUUACAGCCCGUGCCGUGCUCAGUUGGCUUGUAAAUAUGGGUUAAGGGAUUGGUUUUUAUAUUUGAAGCCGAAAGGAUUUUUCUGGCAGAUAUCAUAUUCACUUUGGUUGACCCACCGAAUCCUCUUGGCCAACCUCGGCUCCAGACAAGUGUUACUCUUUAUCGAUUCUGGCGUCUUGCUGCUUCUGUCUGCUCUGCUGAAGAGAGAGAGAGAGAUAAGGUUCGUGUAUUACUGCGUACAUGAGCAAGAGAGAGGGAGAGAUUGUAAGAGAGGGAGAAGAGAGUCGUAGCAGAACGGUGUCUGAUUUAGUUUUUUUUUUUUUUAAGGAUUUUAUUGCAGCCUCUUCUGUCUCUGGGUGCACAUGUGCAUGUACAUCAUACUGUCAGACUCAGUGUGUGAAUCUGCUUGGGAGCAAGUUAGUGUCCAACAACCUCUAAAAAAAUAAUCAUUCAUUUGAAAGGUUCUGGGGAGCGGUGUAAAACACAGUCUGCGUCAUUGGGAUCACAGCCCUCUACAUGGAGGAGGUCAAAAGUAAAACACUUUUCACAGCAAACACAGGGCAAUUAAAACUAAACCUGUCUAAGCAAUUACAGGCGGUCGAUACUGCUACAACCACCAUGACUGAGAGGCACAUAAGAGCUCACUAAAACUCUGCAUGAUUCAAAGGAUAUCUUCUCUUUCCUUUUGUUUUUUCUUUUUUUUUUUUUGCACCAGACUUUAUUGCGUUUCUCUUUUCCUCUCAUCUGACGCACUGUCUCUUCCACUUUCAGGCUCCUCAUCACUGCGUGCCUACCCUCUCCUCUCAGUUAUCACGCGGCAGCCCCCCCACAUCCCCCAGGUAUCCUCUCCGGGAGGGGUCCCCUCGCAUCUGCCGUUGCUCUCCCCGCAGCACCCGCGAGGAUCCGAGCCCUCUCCAAGCCAGACGCCCCUCAGCAUCAGCAGCGAGUCGGAAACAGAGCACAGCGCGUCCCGGCUGAAGAAGCCACGCCGCAGCCGCACCAUCUUCACCGAGCUGCAGCUGAUGGGCCUGGAGAAGAAGUUCCAGAAGCAGAAGUACCUGUCCACACCUGAUAGGUCAGUGCAGUUCAUACAGCCACACCUGGUUUGAUAGGUUAGGGUGGAGAAUAGUUGCAGUUUGAGUUUGCUGCCAAAGAAGAGCAUAUAAAAAAAUCAUGUCUACACAAAACUCAGAGCUACCUGAAAUGAUUUUUGUGACAAAUGUUACAACAAUGAAAGCAAACCACUUAUGUCUUAGAGCUAACUAACACCACAGUUAUUAAAUUACAGCUUUUAAGAAGACUCAUAAAAGUGCCACUCAACUGUGACAUUUUGAUAACCCGCGUAUCUGGCGUAGAGCGCAAUAGGAGAGUACAGUGUAUGCAUUGAAAUUCACGCAUGCACGCACAUUCACAAAGCCGCAAGUGCAAUUAUCAGGCAGUGGUUAACCCAGCAUCAUAAUGUUUGAUUUAUCCUGUGGGGAAUGUAUCAUGUAAUGUGAAUUUGCUGAAGCCAGAGCAUUACCUCAGAAUUCUAGUUGGGACAGGAGUAACGUUUUUAACCCUGAGCUCCCCAACAGCAAAAUGCCCCAACAAAGAAACCCUGUCUGAGUCAAGAAAACAGGGACGGCAGCCAACGCAAGCAAACAGAAAUGUAUUACAGUGAUUUACUGCCAAUCAUUUCACACAUGUGCAGGUGUAUAAAAAGAGAACAUAGCUUCCCUACAAUGAGAUGAAGUAAUCCAAAUGUUAAUAUCUGUGUCUUGGUCUCCAUUCUGCGGGUCAAUUUUGGGACCUGACAUGAGGUUAGACUAUAUUUUCCACUUUUAUUGUACGCUUUGCUUGAAUUUUUUGGCCUAAAGGCUUCCUUUCCAUCAUAACCGAGAAUAAAAUUCAAUCAUAUAUGUUGUAAAAAAGCUUUGCUCAGAUUCUGAAACUACCCCUGAACUUCUGCGUCAAGUAGAGAGUGGUUAGCGUUCACUCCAACCCUUCUUACUCAUCUAUUUCUUUUCAUAUAUGUGCAUACUGAAGGUAAAACAGAGGUGAUUAAAGGACUUGUUACUGGGUGUUUCCUUGCAUUAAAAAAUGCACAAAGUGGAUUUUUUUCUCAAACUUUGCACCCUCUUCACUAUGUAUCUGCUUACCACAUCUGAUCUGAAACGACUUAAGCAUAUCUAGAAAUUAACCCGAUUUUUUUUUGUCAUCCCAUUUACAUCUCAACUGUAGGGAAAACUCCCACGAUGCAUAAUUAAAUACAUCACAUCUUGGCUUGCCCGGAGCUGCUGGAAAGGCACCGUGCCUCUUCUCAAAGCUGAAGCCCCGAGGCUGAUCACAACUCAGUGAUCAAAACCAACCACCCUUAAAGACUGCGGUGCCAAAAUACUGUGUCCUGUCAAAAUAUCCGAUCCUGACACCGUGUUGAAAAUUAAUUAAAUACCCAGCUGGCGGAAAAACGUCAACAGAGAAAAUCCCCCUUUAAAGCCCCACAUCAAAAGUGCGGCGUGCUCCCCACUUUGACUUGUUGUGAUCCAAAGAUAACUUCACAUUUCUCCCCCUUUCCUUCUCUUGGCUUGGGAACUUUGCGGUUUUGUAUAAAGACUGCGAAUGUGGGCGUGAGGAACGGAAACCAAAAUUAUCCCUGAAAAAUACUUUAGAUUAUUUAUAUCAGACAGAAAUCAUGAAUUAGCCAGCUUCCAGUUUUAACAAUUAGUGCCUUUGUAAGCCUGACUGUCAUCAGCAUCAUUAUCAUUACUUAAAGGUUUCCAGUUACGCCCAAGAUUUCCUUCUCAAAGGUGUGAGAACAGAACAAAAUGGUGGUUUUGCAGUCGCCUGGAGGGAGGAACUGAAAUAGUGUCUCUAUCGCUGUUCGUGUGUGGUUCCUCUUCAUUGAGAACUAAUGACCAUAAACAAGAGGGGUGUUUUCCUUUUGCUGCAAUUAUUUCCCGUUGCCUGCAGAUGUUAAGCUGCUGUAGACUGAUGGUGAGGUUUGUCAAAUUGAACGUGUGUCUGGUGUUUUUUUUUUUUUUUCUCUCUCUCUCUCUUAAGCGCUUACACAUAUGCACACACAAAAGCCAUGCAUGCUCUUUAAUGUAAGGCAUAGGACUUCGGAUAGAAGCUUAAGGGAUUUGUUGGUGCUCUGCUUUUUAGAUUCUGCUCACAUCAUCUCUGUCUGGGCUUCUACUUCCACCAUCAAAUGAAAGUCAGUUCCUUCCACUGGGGGCUGGUGGGGGUGUGAUUCCCUUCAUCUACCAAAUAAAGACUUGGAGAAGAAAAAAAGGAAGGAGGAAAUCUAAUUUAAAAUACCAGAUAAACACUCUUGUGGAUGCCGUGUUCGCUUUAUCUAUCCCUUCCUGAGGUUUCGCGUUACACACAAACUGAUUGGCCGAUUAGUCACAGAUCAACACAUGUGGUGGAUGCAUUCAGAAUUUUCUCCGACAGCCCCAAUUGUACAUCUCCGAGGACUGUGAUUGGAUUACUAAUGUCGGUGCGGAUGUUAAAAGCAGGGUUUCCUGAGCUGCAGGUGCACAGUGUCAAACUGAAACGACCAGCAAGUCAGCUUUGAUGUGAGACUCAAAGAAAGAAUCAAAGGAUCUCUUACUGUAAGGAUGCGACGCUCACUACUGCGAACACUUGACAUUGACGGUUCGAGCUGAUCUUCACUCAUUUUACAUGCUUUGAUUUAAGGGGAUGUUGAUGUUGCUUGACAGCAGCUACACCGACAAGACCGCCUGCAGUGUCUGCAGACAAGCCUUGUUCUGUUUUUCAUUUAGCCUUAUGAGCUCGGAUAUCGUCUGACAAUUAUUAAAAAAGUGCAAAAAAUCAGCCUGAUUAAUUGGUCUGAUUGGAUUAAGUUGACAAGUUUUGUAUGUACUGCUGAUGAAACUGCAGUAAAUAUUGAAAAAUGUCUCAUUAAAUUAGUUAAAAAAAAAUAGCAGGGUAGAAACUUAACUAGAUGGGCAAAAACAGGUGUAGACUUGACAGUGCAGGAUGUUCUUGAUAUGUCCAUAGAAUAAAUAAGGAAGCAAUAAUGAAUAACACUGAGGUGAAGUGGUGAUUAAUGUUUUGGUGUCUACCUAGAGGCUACAAACCAAAAUUAGCGUCAGAGUUUCCCAUUGUGCUUAAAAAGUGAUGAUGCACAUUUUUACAGCAUGUCAACACUAAUUUUGAUUUACCAUCCACCUUUUGUUACUCAUGCAGAAAGUACGUGAGAAAAAAAAAACUCAAGCAUCUAACGCUUAGGCUGUUUUUGUGUGUGUUUGUGAUUUUGCAGGUUAGACCUGGCCCAGUCACUCGGUCUCACACAGCUCCAGGUGAAGACGUGGUACCAGAACAGGCGCAUGAAGUGGAAGAAAAUGGUAAGAGACAGAACUAAAGAAAAGCCCAGCAGGUUAAGAGAUAAUGUUAUUUUUGAUUAAAAAGAAAAAGAAAAGAACAGGUGGUGUGGGGAGGAUAAUUUCUCAGGUCAUGACUCCUGUCCUCCCCGGAAGUGACUUUCUUCUCACCUGAAAGUGUGGCUUACACUCAACAGUUAAAACUAACACUUACCUGCACCACUAAAUAGAGAAGUUAAUAGUAAGUAGUAAUUUGUUGACAGGAAGACAAGGUGUGGUUUGAGGUGUGUCUGAUAAUGACAGCAGUCAGUGCAAACACUUUUGCAGGGUCAACAACUCGGAGAACAAAAACAGAGCUGGCAUUUUUGAUGACAAAUGCGCGCACAGCCAGCAGCAAUAUGUCUUCUCUUAAUGACUAUAAUAGCAAGCUCUGCCUCUGACUGCUGCUGCUGCUGCCAUUUAUUAUCCUAAGAUUAUCCUAAGAUUGUCUGUGUGUUAUACUAGGUGCUCAAAGGAGGUCAUGAGGCCCCGACGAAGCCCAAGGGAAGACCCAAGAAGAACUCCAUCCCCACUACAGAGGAAAUCGAGGCAGAAGAACGAAGACUGAAGUUGGAGGAGGAAGAGAGGAUGAGGAGGGCAGAAGAGAAAGCAGGGCUGGCUCACAGAGAAGAGGCAGCCCAGCUUGAACCUCAAGAUCUUAGUACAGACACACACAAUCCAGCAGCAGCAACGGAGAGAUCUGAGCGUGAGCAGCCGGUUCUGAUGCAGUCAGAUACUCACACAGCCAGCUAA